AUGAUUGAUGCAGGUUCUACAUUUGAUUUGACUGCCCCUCCUCAAUUUUUAUAGCCUAAGAUUAAUGUUAGCAAACAACCUGAGUAGGCAAUCAAUAAGCCUUAAAAGGAAUUGCAACAAAAGACUCAAAACUCGAAUUCGAAACUACCUCAAUUGAGCAACAAUUAGAAUGCGACCAAAAAUGCUAACUAAAAGUAAACUCAAUAAGUGCAACAGCAAUCCCCUAAGCCGAUUCAAAAAGCAAAAAAGAUAGAUUUGUUUAGAGAUGCAUUAUAAUAAGCGACAACAAAAUAUUUACCUCCUGGGAAAAAGGAGAAGGACAAGACUCAAAAGCCUAAACCAUAAUAAGAAUUGCAGUAGCAAUAGAUGGAGGAGAUCAAGAAGGAAUACGAGGAUUUAGUGCAAAAUCAUUAUAAGGACUUAUAUGUUCAUGUGGCAAAUGAGUAAUAGAAGAGUUUGCAGGACUUACAUAAUAAGAGAAUUGUAACUGCUUUGUAGGACUUGGAAUCCCGACCUAAAGUUCAGAAUGCUCUCGAGAAGAAGGAGGAACAAAUCAAUAAACAAAGGUUGUACAAAGAUAGAUUAUUGUAUGAAAUCAAGCAAAUGAUCAUACAGAGUAGAAGACUGGAUGAAUUGCUGAACGAUUUGGUAUUGUAGAAUGAGGAUACAGUUAAAGAGACAAUAGAAGAGUUACUGGAGAAAGAAUAAAUCUAGGAAGAUAAAAUGGCUAAAUAAUCAUAUGAAAUCGCUAAGUUGAGAGACAUGUAUCUAAAAAGAAGGAAACUAUUAUUGGAAGUGUAAAAGUAAUGUCAAAUAACCUAUGAUGGGUUGAAAAUUAAAUAUCAAUAAUAUGAAGCAUCUUCGUAGAGUAUGAUGAGUAGAAAGAAGCAAUUAGAAUCUUUAUCCAAGAUUGUUGCAAAGUAUAGAAGUGAGUUUUAAAGUUAACAGAACUUUUUUGGAGCCAGUUUAAGAGGGAGAUUUGAUCCCAUGUUGGAGGAAAUUCUGGAGGAUGAAUUAUCCAAAUGUGGCGAUGAAUAGGCCUUGGAGAUUGUGUAGUAAGGGGAAAAGAAAAUUAUUGCCAUUAAGGAGGAUAAUGAAAAGAGGAAGAGGGGGGAACAGAAAGAUAAGGCUAAAUUGGCGAUCGAGAAUGCAACUCAAAAUAUUAAUAAGCAAAAAUAGGAUAUACAAUAGGAAUUAGAGAAAAAGAAAUAAAUGUUCCAAAAAUUAAGAGUAGUUACUAGCAUUUCAAAUUAAGAGAUCAUGAAGAAAUAUAAAUUAAAUAUGGAUUUAGAUUAAAAGGAAUUAAAAAACAUUUAAGAAUAUGUUGGAAAAGAGAUUGAAAGAUACGAAAGAUAGAAUGAUGAAUUGAGGGCAGAAAUUAAAAAAUUGAAAUAUGAAUAAGAGAAUUCAAUCUUGGAUGCUCAAAUAAAUUUAGAUGAAUUAGAAAGAGAUGUAACUAAAUAAUAAGAUUUGUUUUCAGAAAAAGAAAAAUAAGUCAAAAAAGUUGAAAAAUCCAUUGAUGAAGUGACCAUGUCCUUAUCAAGAAUCAUGUAUCAAUUAAGUGGCAAAGGAAUGAAAGCCAAAAACAUCGAAAUCAAAAGGUCUGCUUUAGUAGCAACAGCCUCCACUAUUUAACUUCGUUUAGAAAGAAUGCUUACUGUCUUAUCUAAAACAUAAGAGUUUUUAAAUGAAGAAUCUAUCAAUACAAAUCCUAGAUAUAAUAAGGUAGAAGAUUUCAUAUGUUUGAAUCCAAAAAGUUAUAUAUCGCAAGAUAUCAAUGAACAAAUAGAAGGCAACAUAAAGUUUGUGUAUAAGGAGGAAGACAGCUCUGAUGAAGAUUGCAAAGAGAUGGAUGAAGUCAGAUAAUAAGUCAAGUUGAAAGCUUAAGAGGAUAAACCUUAAGUAGUUGUAGUACAAAAGAAAGAUAAAAAACCUAAUAAGUGA
Molecule: messenger RNA, 1944 nt
Organism: Paramecium tetraurelia
Lineage: Eukaryota; Ciliophora; Oligohymenophorea; Peniculida; Parameciidae
Exons: 6
Source: RefSeq, a predicted model, not a curated record